Gaeumannomyces tritici R3-111a-1 is the source of this 2353-nucleotide messenger RNA. RefSeq names its product cytosolic non-specific dipeptidase. The coding region runs from base 337 to 2043 and encodes 568 amino acids. Gene Ontology annotation, biological process: proteolysis. The record is from RefSeq and is a predicted model, not a curated record. NCBI's taxonomy places the organism in Eukaryota, Fungi, Ascomycota, Sordariomycetes, Magnaporthales, Magnaporthaceae. The transcript has 2 exons. Gene Ontology annotation, molecular function: peptidase activity.
GUUCGAGGUUGCUCCCCAGUGAUUGAAGGGCUUCGGCCGUUCCCAAAUGACGGACCCCUUCGCAACUAACGCAGAAAAAAUGUAGUCUAAGGAAGCUGAGUAUCACGUGACAUGUGUUUGAAGAUUGGCACCAAAGACGAGCCCCGGCCAUCGUACCCCACCUCACAGCGUCACUGCCCGUGCGUCCCUCCCGCACCCAAGCAUUGAACCGCUGCCAACCGCGCAGCAACUCUUGGGCUGGAGGGGAGGUCAUCAGAUUGCCCCUCUUCGGCCGAACGUCGAGUCUGGCCACGGCCGGGUGCUCACACUGAGCCAUCAGCAAGUCAAGUCAAAUCAAUGCCCCGCACAUUGGCCCUGGGUGUGCGACCUUCCCACCUGGGAUGUACUGGGCGCAAUCUGCACGGCAACUUUAGAAGUAGCAUCCCUUACUGCCUUCGCCCUCUUUCCACCUCGCACCACCCCUCACCCUUCUCGAAUCGAUACUUGCUCGAACGAUCGACUGUCCUGCCCUCCCCCCGCGACACUGCUGAGCACUGUCGCCGCAUUACCAGCAACAGCACCCAGACCCGACCCUAUCUGACCGACGCCAUCCGCACCCAUCAAGCCCGCAAGAUGGCUCCCAAGCUCGACUCCUUUUUCUCCCAGGUCGACAGCCUGUCGGAUGCUUUCAUCGAGAGGCUCCGCGCGGCCGUCGCCAUCCCGUCUGUGUCAUCGGACGCCGCCCGCCGACCCGAUGUCGUUCGCAUGGCCCACUUCCUCGAGUCGGAGCUCAAGACUCUUGGUGCCCACGUAGAGCUGCGCCCGCUCGGAAAGCAGCCCGACAACCCUGCCCUGGACCUGCCGCCGGUUGUCCUGGCCCGCUACGGCUCCGAUCCUGCCAAGCGCACGAUCCUCGUCUACGGCCACUACGACGUCCAGCCCGCUGAGAAGUCGGAUGGCUGGGCCACGGAGCCCUUUGACCUCACCGUCGGCUCCGACGGCCGCAUGUUUGGCCGCGGCAGCACCGACGACAAGGGCCCGGUGCUCGGCUGGCUUAACGCCAUCGAGGCCCACCAGAAGGCUGGUGUCGACUUCCCCGUCAACCUACUCAUGUGCUUCGAGGGCAUGGAAGAGUACGGCUCCGAGGGUCUUGACGACCUCAUCAUUGCCGAAGCGCCAAAGUUCUUCAAGGAUGCCGAGGCUGUCUGCAUCUCGGACAACUACUGGCUCGGCACUGAGAAGCCUUGCCUGACCUACGGCCUGCGUGGUUGCAACUACUACAGCGUCGAGAUCAGCGGCCCCGGUGCUGACCUGCACUCUGGCGUCUUCGGUGGCACCGCCCAGGAGCCCAUGACUGAUCUGGUGCGCGUGCUGGGCACGCUGGUGGACACGUCGGGCAAGAUCCUGAUCCCCGGAAUCAACGAGCAGGUCGCGCCUAUCACAGCCGAGGAGGAGACUCUGUACGACAACAUCUCAUUCACAAUGGAGACGCUGCACGAGUCGCUCGGCUCCAAGACGACCAUCUUCGAGGACAAGAAGCCGACACUGAUGGCGCGGUGGCGCUACCCUUCUCUGUCCCUCCACGGUGUCGAGGGUGCCUUCUCGGCGCCUGGAGCCAAGACUGUCAUUCCUGCAAAGGUGAUUGGCAAGUUCUCCAUCCGGACGGUUCCCGACAUGGAGAUCGAGAAGACGAACGAGCUCGUGUACAAGUACGUCAAGGAGCAGUUUGCCAAGCUCGGCAGCAAGAACACCCUCAAUGUCUACGCCCAGCACACGGGCAAGUGGUGGGUGGCCAGCCCCAACCAUUGGAACUUCACGGCCGCCGCCAAGGCCGUCGAGCGCGUGUGGGGUGUUGCCCCUGACUUCACCCGCGAGGGUGGCAGCAUCCCCGUCACCCUCACCUUUGAGCAGGCCACAGGCAAGAAUGUCCUCCUGCUCCCCAUGGGAAGCUCUACCGAUGGCGCUCACUCCAUCAACGAGAAGCUCGACAAGCGCAACUACAUCGAGGGCAUUAAGCUCCUGGGCGCAUACCUACACUACGUGGCUGAGGAGCCCAAGAAAUAAGUGUGGGUGCCUGCCACGAUGUAGUUAUGAUUUCGAACGGGCACGUAAUUAUCUCGAGCUGUAUUCUUGUGGUUGGUGGCACACUGCCUGAUGAGUCCACGGUGAUUAAUCUGAUGGCUUUGUUCUACCAAUGUGAUAUGUUUUACCCCGCAGUGGAAUCAAGGAGUUCGUGCUCCUAGUCGAGACGCAAUUACGUAAUGAUGGUCCAAAGAGAGUGCGAUAUGAAUCACGACUUUUUUGUUGCUUCAGAUAGAAAUGCCAAGCGUGGCUACGCCUCCAGCACUAUAACUGCCUCUUAGGAAACCUGUGC